AAAAAAAUAAACAGGAUAAAUUAGGUAUAAAAUUUAAAAUUUCACGGUGCUGCUGUGAAAAAGUUGGACGCGAGAAUAUGCAACAUUCGCCCAAACUGCAUAUUGCCACAAGACACAAGUAACAUUCUGAAAUCCUAGAAAAACGUUUCCAAAAAUUUUGAACUUUGGGCUGUCCUUUUAUGUUGAGUCUUCUACCUACCUACAUUCGAUAAAAGUUACAAAUUGAACUGAUCGUUGAUAAAUUGAACAGCAGUGCAUUAUACAUCGCAACGUUUUUAUAUGAUGGGCAAAAAAUUUUAUUAUUUUGCAUUUGGCAGUAACCUUUUGAGACAAAGAAUGGAACUGAACAAAUAUUCUUACUUGAAAUUCAGCACGAUCGCCAAGUUGAACGACUUCAAGUUAGAUUUUGGAUGGAACUCGAAGACGUGGAAUGGAGCAGUAGCUACAAUUAUUCCCUGUUGCGGUAGCCACGUCUGGGGUGUCGUCUGGACGAUGGACGUUGAUGAUAUCAACAUUUUAAACGAACAGGAGGGUGUCUCGAGUGGCGUCUAUGAGCCAUUUUCAGUUGACGUUGCAACGCCAAACGACGAGAUUAUUCAAUGUAGGAGCUACAGGCUUUUGAAGGAGAAAUUGGAAAGUGAUAAACCCUCAAAAUCCUACCUCGAUGUUAUCAUAAAAGGAGCCUUGCAGCACAAUCUACCUCGGGAUUACGUUCAGUGGUUGAAACAUCGAGAAAGUAAUGGUCUUCAGGCCUCCAAAUCUGCAAUGGAGAAAUUUGCCUGUUUAUUUGAAAAUUGAGAAACAUGUUUUAUUAAGUCUAUUACUAAGUCUUCCGUUAAAUCUAGUUAUUACUUCUGCUAUGUUUGUUGAAAUAUUUAAAAGGAUUGUACUUUUUGCUUAUAUUUAAUCAUUUAUUACUUAUUUAAGAAUAUUUUUCAACAAUUUAUUACCUCUGUGAUGUUCAUUGAAACAUUUGAAGGGGUUUAACUUUAUGACGUAGGUAUAUUUAAUAAAUUAUCACUUUUUUAAGAUAUUUUUCAAUAAUUUUCAUGCAAAGUCAUCAACUUCGUUCAAUAAAUUCACAAAUUGU
Helobdella robusta is the source of this 1090-nucleotide messenger RNA. RefSeq lists its product as hypothetical. The transcript has 2 exons. Bases 280 to 798 code for a protein of 172 amino acids. The record is from RefSeq and is a predicted model, not a curated record. Gene Ontology annotation, molecular function: gamma-glutamylcyclotransferase activity. NCBI's taxonomy places the organism in Eukaryota, Metazoa, Annelida, Clitellata, Rhynchobdellida, Glossiphoniidae.